AGAACCACCAAGGUUGGGGCCAGAACAUUCAGUCCUAGAGGAACAGAGAAGGAGUCCGGGGGAGCAGAGACUCCCUUCCAACCCCUUCUUCACAGGAACUGUUGGCAACCAAAGAAAACCUGCUAGGAAAAUGAAGAACUUCUGGAAAAUUCCAGUUUUCUUCUUUGUAUGCAGUUUCCUGGGACCCUGGGUAUCUGCGACUCCUAAGCGUCGCCCAAGAUUUCCUGUCAAUUCUAAUUCUAAUGGUGGAAAUGAACUUUGUCCCAAGAUCAGAAUUGGCCAAGAUGAUUUACCAGGGUUUGACCUGAUUUCUCAGUUCCAGCUAGAUAGGGCAGCAUCUCGAAGAGCUGUCCAGAGAGUGGUGGGAUCCACUGCAUUACAAGUAGCUUACAAGUUGGGAAGCAAUGUAGACUUUAGGAUUCCAACCAGGCAUUUGUAUCCCAGUGGACUGCCUGAAGAAUAUUCCUUUUUAACUACUUUUCGGAUGACUGGAAGCACACUUGAAAAGAACUGGAACAUUUGGCAGAUCCAGGAUUCCUCAGGGAGGGAGCAAGUUGGCGUGAAGAUAAAUGGCCAAGCCAAGUCUGUUGUAUUUUCAUACAAGGGACUGGAUGGAAGCCUCCAAACGGCAGUCUUUUCAAACUUGCCUUCCUUGUUUGACUCCCAGUGGCAUAAACUUAUGAUUGGUGUGGAAAGGAGCAGUGCUACUCUUUUCAUUGAUUGCAACAGGAUCGAAUCCUUACCCAUAAAGCCAAGAGGCCAGGUUGAUGUGGAUGGCUUUGCUGUGCUGGGAAAACUUGCAGAUAAUCCUCAAGUUUCUGUUCCAUUUGAACUCCAGUGGAUGCUGAUCCAUUGCGACCCUCUGAGACCCAGGAGAGAAACUUGCCACGAGCUGCCAGUCAGAAUCACACCCAGCCAGACCACCGAGGAGAGAGGUCCUCCUGGUGAAGAGGGGCCUCCAGGGCCUCCUGGGCCCCCUGGAGUUCCUGGCAUUGAUGGCAUUGAUGGUGACCGAGGUCCAAAGGGUCCCCCAGGCCCUCAGGGUCCUGCAGGAGAACCCGGCAAGCCUGGGGCACCAGGCAAGCCAGGCACACCAGGUGCUGAUGGAUUAACAGGACCUGAUGGAUCCCCUGGCUCUGUUGGACCAAGGGGACAAAAAGGGGAACCUGGUGUGCCUGGAUCUCGUGGAUUUCCAGGCCGUGGUAUUCCAGGACCCCCUGGUCCUCCAGGGACCACAGGACUCCCUGGAGAGCUUGGCCGCAUCGGACCUAUUGGUGACCCUGGGAAACGUGGACCACCUGGUCCUCCUGGGCCUCCAGGACCCAGUGGAACAAUUGGCUUUCAGUUAACAACUUGCCCCAAUUCCUGCCCACCAGGUCACUCAGGAUAUCCAGGCCUACCAGGCAUGAGGGGUCAUAAAGGAGCUAAAGGAGAAAUUGGUGAGCCAGGAAGACAAGGACACAAGGGUGAAGAAGGCGAUCAAGGAGAGCUAGGAGAAGUUGGAGCUCAAGGACCUCCAGGAGCUCAGGGUCUGAGAGGCAUCACUGGCAUUGUUGGAGACAAAGGAGAAAAGGGUGCUCGGGGUUUAGAUGGAGAACCUGGACCUCAGGGCAUUCCUGGUGCAGCUGGUGAUCAAGGGCAACGGGGACCUCCAGGAGAAGCAGGCCCCAAGGGAGACAGAGGCCCUCAAGGUUCCAGAGGAAUUUCUGGACCCCCUGGACCCAAAGGAGACACGGGCUUGCCGGGUGUAGAUGGUCGAGACGGGAUACCUGGAAUGCCAGGAACAAAGGGUGAAGUUGGGAAACCGGGACUUCCUGGUGAUGUGGGAUUACAGGGGUUGCCGGGUGUGCCUGGCAUUCCUGGUGCAAAAGGUGUUGCUGGUGAAAUGGGUAACACAGGAGCUCCAGGGAAGCCUGGCCAGUUGGGAAAUUCAGGCAAACCGGGUCAACAGGGGCCUCCAGGAGAGAUGGGACCUCGAGGACCCAGGGGGCUCCCUGGCAGUAGAGGGGAAAUAGGACCAGCAGGAUCCCCAGGCAUACCGGGUAAACUGGGACCUCUUGGUAGCCCUGGCCUCCCUGGCAUGCCUGGCCCCCCUGGACUUCCUGGAUUGAAAGGUGAUAGGGGUGUAUUCGGUGAACCAGGUCCAAAGGGUGAACAGGGUGCCUCUGGUGAAGAAGGUGAAGCAGGAGGAAGGGGUGAUCUUGGAGAUAUGGGAUUACCUGGCCCAAAGGGAUCCGUGGGUAACCCUGGGGAGCCAGGUCUGAGAGGGCCUGAAGGAAUUAGAGGGCUUCCUGGAGUGGAAGGACCAAGAGGACCCCCUGGACCUCGGGGUGUGCAGGGAGAACCGGGUGCCACUGGCCUGCCUGGUAUCCAGGGCUUUCCGGGUAGAGCGCCCACAGAUCAACACAUUAAGCAGGUUUGCAUGAGAGCCCUGCAAGAGCAUUUUGCUGAGAUGGCUGCUAGUCUCAAGCGUCCAGAUACAGGAGCCUCAGGUCUGCCAGGGAGGCCUGGUCCCCCUGGGCCUCCUGGGCCCCCUGGAGAGAAUGGUUUCCCAGGUCAGAUGGGAAUUCGUGGUCUCCCAGGCAUCAAAGGUCCCCCUGGUGCUCUGGGCUUGAGGGGACCUAAAGGUGACUUGGGAGAAAAAGGGGAACGUGGCCCUCCUGGAAGAGGUCCCAAAGGUUUGCCUGGAGCUACAGGUCUCCCAGGAGACCCAGGCCCUGCCAGCUUUGGGAGAAAUGGCCGGGAUGGUGAGCAAGGUCCCCCAGGAACGGCAGGAAUUCCUGGUGUGCCUGGACCCCCGGGCCCUCCUGGCCCUCCUGGUUUCUGUGAGCCAGCCUCCUGCACCCUACAAGCUGGUCUGCGAGCCUUUAGCAAAGGGCCUGACCAGUGAAAGGCUUAGUGGUGCAGGCAACCUGCACAAAUCACACCUGGAGUGAUGAAGCCUGGAGGAAAAAAGACCAACUAAAACUGGGGUGAGGGUGACAGUGUUUAACCAUAAACAUGGUUACACUAGUCCUACUUGACGAUCAGGUUUAAAACUAUGGUGCUACUCAAUACGUCCUUUUCCUUUCCUCAGAGGGAAGACAGGAGAGUCAUCAGAUUAAAAUCAAAUUUAAAUUUUCUUUAGAUAAAUUCACAAUCCUCUUCCCGGGAUCUUGAAAAUUAGUGUGCUAUGUGAUAUAUCACAGGUCACUGUGCCAAUGGGAAAAAAAACCCCAAAAAACAAAACAACAAAAAAACCAACUGUUUGGUUUCUCAGUUUUUUAUUUUCAUUUUUAAUUUAGAUGCUGUUCUCAGAUUUUUAAUUCAGUUCCUAUAUAAAGUAUUACUAGAUUAGUAAUGAAGAAACCCCACUACAUUUAAUAGAAUUGGUGCUUAAAAUUCCCAUCAAUGUGCUCCAUCGAGAGUGGCAAAAAGGGCUGUGCACAGGAUAUGAUUUCCUUAUAACUAUGUUGGUUUUCUUCUUCAGUCUGAAUUUGUGAACUUCUAUGUACUGUACUCCAAAUCCAUCAAUACUUUGAGUUCUUCUAUGUGAAAGAAAAGAAGCAACUAUAAUACCCUGGCAUGCAUAAGUUUUAUUGCUGAGAUUAUUUAUUUUAAAGGUUUGAGGUAACCUCUCUGGUUGUACCAAAAAAGAAAUAAACAUGGUUUCAUAAACUCUUACACUUUUUAUUUUUGUUUUUUAUAAAUAAUCAUGUUAAAUGAAGUCAUUAAACUUGUUUAGUUACAUUUAAAUUUUAACUUACUGGUGUUUCUAAAAACGUAUUUGUAGGGCGGAUCACUGACUGCUCUUGUAGAGGACCUGGGUUUGA
Messenger RNA from Nannospalax galili (Upper Galilee mountains blind mole rat), 3812 nucleotides. RefSeq names its product collagen type IX alpha 1 chain (gene Col9a1). The transcript is spliced from 38 exons. The coding region runs from base 131 to 2890 and encodes 919 amino acids. The record is from RefSeq and is a predicted model, not a curated record. Lineage: Eukaryota; Metazoa; Chordata; Mammalia; Rodentia; Spalacidae.